AUGGUUGUCCUUUCCUCCGUCUACACCGCCAAAUCCAACAGCUUCUCCAUCACCAAUCUCCUUGGUGAUGGGAAUGGAAAAGCUGCCACCUACUCAGUCAGUUUACCUCGAAAAGGUCGUGCCAGAGCAGCCCAGCAACGCAUCAAAGCCAAUGCAAGGGAGAGGGGAAGAGUGCACACCAUUGGAGCAGCUUUUGAGGCGUUGAGACGGUCAGUUCCAGUCUCCAGUGAGUGCAAAUUGACAAAACUCUCAGUCCUACGCAUUGCUGCGGCGUACAUUGAAACAUUGGUGGCAUGUUUGGAGGCCAAUCGGAUUGAAGAACGGCAGGCCGAAGGUGUGGAUGUGGACACGGAGAAGCCGGAGGAUCUUUCGUGCGCUGCUAAGACCUCUUCAAGUCAUCUUGCUGCUGAUGCAACUGCAAUGAUGCAUUUCAAUCAUUGCUCACAGAAGUUAAUGAAACGGAUACAAAAGGAGUGCAAGGAAAAUGCUCUUCAUCUGACUUAA
Hydatigera taeniaeformis is the source of this 504-nucleotide messenger RNA. The record is from the annotation of a GenBank genome assembly. NCBI's taxonomy places the organism in Eukaryota, Metazoa, Platyhelminthes, Cestoda, Cyclophyllidea, Taeniidae.